This is a messenger RNA of Torulaspora globosa, 336 nucleotides long. It is a transcript of the gene RPP2B, whose product is annotated as ribosomal protein P2. The transcript has a single exon. The record is from RefSeq and is a predicted model, not a curated record. Gene Ontology annotation, molecular function: structural constituent of ribosome. NCBI's taxonomy places the organism in Eukaryota, Fungi, Ascomycota, Saccharomycetes, Saccharomycetales, Saccharomycetaceae. Gene Ontology annotation, cellular component: ribosome; cytosolic large ribosomal subunit. The coding region runs from base 1 to 336 and encodes 111 amino acids. Gene Ontology annotation, biological process: cytoplasmic translational elongation.
AUGAAGUACUUGGCUGCUUACUUGCUAUUGGUUCAAGGUGGUAACGCAUCUCCAUCUGCUGCAGACAUCAAGUCUGUCAUUGAAGCUGUUGGUGUUGAAGCUGAAGAAGCCAGAAUCAACGAAUUGUUGUCCUCUUUGGAAGGUAAGGGUUCUUUGGAGGAGAUCAUCGCUGAAGGCCAACAAAAGUUUGCUACUGUUCCAGCUGGUGGUGCUGGUGUCUCUGGCGGUGCCGCUGCUGGCGCUGCUGCUGGUGGUGCUGAAGCUGCCGAAGAGGAAGCUGCUGAAGAAGCCAAGGAGGAAUCCGAUGACGACAUGGGUUUCGGUUUGUUCGAUUAA